Messenger RNA from Neltuma alba, 2277 nucleotides. Its product is annotated as subtilisin-like protease SBT5.3. Gene Ontology annotation, biological process: proteolysis. The record is from RefSeq and is a predicted model, not a curated record. Bases 1 to 2277 code for a protein of 758 amino acids. Gene Ontology annotation, molecular function: serine-type endopeptidase activity. The transcript has 11 exons. Lineage: Eukaryota; Viridiplantae; Streptophyta; Magnoliopsida; Fabales; Fabaceae.
AUGAGGUUUCUUCAAGUCUUCAAGAUCACUCUUUUCCUGUUUAUUGGAUUUACUUUAGUUCAUGGGGGCACUCCUAAGCAUUAUAUAGUAUACAUGGGAGAGCAUUCACAUCCCAAUUCAGAAUCUGUAGUCAGAGCAAACCAUGAAAUACUUGCUUCAGUCUCUGGAAGUUUCGACGAAGCAAAAGCAGCGGCAGUUCAUCACUACGCUAAAAGCUUCCGAGGUUUCUCAGCAAUGCUCACACCAGAGCAAGCUGAUGAACUUGCUGAACAUGAUUCAGUCGUGUCAGUGUUUGAGAGCAAAAUGAAUCGGCUCCAUACUACACGUUCAUGGCAUUUUCUUGGAUCAGACUCUGUAUACAAUGGCGAUUAUCUGCCCAUGGACCCCAGAUCCAAUGUCAUUGUUGGUGUUGUUGACUCAGGUAUAUGGCCAGAAUCGAAAAGCUUCAAUGAUGACGGAUUAGGUCCUGUGCCCGAAAAAUUCAAGGGAGAGUGUGUCAAUGGAGAAAACUUUACACAAGCCCAUUGUAACAAGAAAAUAAUUGGUGCUCGGUUCUAUUCAAAAGGUUUCACAACAGAUUUUGGUCCUCUGCAAUCUCAGAACCGAACUUUUUUUAUGUCAGCUCGAGACAGUGAUGGACAUGGAACCCACACUGCGUCCACAAUUGCAGGGUCCAUUGUCACUGACGCUAGCUUAUUUGGUAUGGCUAAGGGAACUGCUAGAGGAGGAGCUCCAGGAGCCAGACUUGCCAUUUACAAGGCUUGUUGGUUUGAUAUGUGCAGUGAUGCUGAUAUUCUUUCUGCCAUGGAUGAUGCUAUUCAUGAUGAUGUUGAUAUUUUAUCACUUUCCCUCGGACCAAAACCACCACAGCCAAUUUAUUUCGAAGAUGCAGUGUCCAUAGGAACAUUCCAUGCAUUUCGAAGGAAUAUUCUCAUUUCUGCUUCUGUAGGGAACUCGGUUUUUCCACGCACAGCAUGCAAUGUUGCUCCUUGGAUCCUCACUGUUGCUGCUGGCUCAAUAGACAGAGAAUUCCAUUCAAACAUCUUACUUGGCAACUCAAAAGUUUUAAAGGGUUUCUCUUUGAAUCCAAUUAAAAUGGAGCAGUCGUAUAGCUUGAUAGACGGGAAGAAUGCUGCAGCACCUGCUAUUCCAUCAAGAAAUGCAAGCUUCUGCCACCACAACACUCUAGAUCCUGCCCUAAUCGAGGGAAAAAUUGUGGUCUGUACAAUUGAGACUUUUGCUGAUGAUCGACGAGCAAAGGCUAUCACUAUAAAGCAAGGUGGGGGUGUUGGAAUGAUAUUAAUUGAUCACAAUGCUAAAGAUCUUGGCUUUCAGUUUGUCAUCCCAAGCACCAUUAUUGGUCAGGGAGCUGUAGAAGAGCUACAGGCAUACAUGAAGACAGACAGGAACCCAAGUGCUAGGAUCUUGUCGACAAUAACUGUUGCGGAUGUUAAACCUGCACCAGAAGUGGCGGCUUUUUCUUCUGUGGGACCAAAUAUAAUUACGCCAGAUAUUAUUAAGCCUGACAUCACAGGCCCCGGCUUGAAUAUUUUAGCAGCGUGGUCUCCACUAGCAACUGAAGAAACAGUCGAACACCGAUCCAUUGACUAUAACAUUAUCUCUGGAACAUCAAUGGCUUGUCCCCACAUUACUGCGGUUGCUGCACUUUUGAAGUCCUCUCAACCCUCAUGGGGUCCAGCAGCCAUAAUGUCAGCAAUAAUUACAUCUGCAACAACCAUGGAUAACAUUCAUGGCCUAAUUGGAAGAGAUCCAAACGGAACACAAGCCACACCAUUUGAUUAUGGAUCUGGCCAUAUUAACCCAGUUGCAGCACUAAAAACCAGACUAGUAUAUGAUUUUGAUUCCCAUGAUGUUCUCAAUUUUCUGUGCAGUGCUGGUGCAAGUCCAGCUCAACUUAAGAACCUCACUGGGGAACUACUUGUGUGUCAGAGAUCUCCUCCUGCGUCCUACAACUUCAAUUACCCUUCAAUUGGGGUAUCCAACUUGAAUGGAAGUUUGUCGGUUUAUAGGACGGUUACGUACUAUGGUAGGGAACCAACAGCAUAUGCAGCGAGUGUUGAGGAUCCAGCAGGUGUGAAAGUCAAGGUUACACCUGCAGAAAUUAAGUUUAGGAAAACAGGUGAGAAAGUAACUUUCAGGAUAGAUUUCACUCCAUACCAAAGUAGCAAUGGGAAUAUUGUGUUUGGGGCCUUGAUAUGGAACAAUGGGAUGCAUAGCGUUAGAAGUCCUAUUGCUCUCAAAGUGUUGGCUAUUUAG